Pelecanus crispus (Dalmatian pelican) is the source of this 604-nucleotide messenger RNA. NCBI's taxonomy places the organism in Eukaryota, Metazoa, Chordata, Aves, Pelecaniformes, Pelecanidae. The record is from RefSeq and is a predicted model, not a curated record.
GUUUCCAGAAUAAAAAUAGGGUUGCAAUCCUGGCAGAACUAGACAAGGAGAAGAGAAAGUUACUUAUGCAAAACCAGUCUUCCACAAAUCACCCUGGAGCCAGCAUUGCACUUGCAAGAUCACCGCUGAACAAGGAUUUUCGUGAUCAUGCUGAGCAGCAGCACAUCGCAGCACAGCAGAAGGCUGCACUGCAGCACGCACACGCACAUUCCUCAGGAUACUUCAUAACUCAAGACUCUGCAUUUGGAAAUCUUAUUCUUCCUGUCUUACCUCGACUUGAGGCAGAAUGAGGAAUGUUGUUUCUUAGAACUGCAAGGUCUGAUUUUUGUCCAUAGCAGGAACUGUCUGACCUUUUAAUUUCUUUACUUGUCUUAAAACUUUUUCCUGGGUUUUUGUGGUUGCCUUUUGGGAGUGUGAGCUGUAACAAUGAAAAAGCAAUGUUGUUGCACAGUGAUUUUUAUCCUGUAUUUCUGUUCCUUUGUCAGGUCAAAGUCAGACGUAAGACUUCCUUGGUGUGUGAAGUGCAUAGCGCUUGCUCUUCCCUGUUUCUGUGCUUCCUUUCAAUAAAUGUCCAAACCAGGGUCAUCAAGAGAUGCACACUCUG